AUUAGGAAAAUUUAAUAUUAGGCAUCCAAAAUCUUCUUCUACUAAUUGUAGAAAAGCUUUACCUAUUUCUCCUGCUGAAUUGGCUGAAAGAUUGAGAGAUCCUUCAUCACAUGAACAUAUUCGUGAAUCUUUCAACGUAAAUCUUCCUACCCUUCUUAUUAAACGUUAUCGUCGUGGAAAUAUGAGCAACUUUUCUUUGGUUUCUUUCAUAACUACUCCUGAAGGACGUGAUAGAUAUCUCGAUAAAGUUCAAGAUGAUGCUUCUAAAUUUAAUAAUGAUAUUAUAAUUUUUGAUGAAACUAUGGAUGAAAAUGAUAAAGUUAGUCCUGGUUGGACUUUAUUAGGUGUUUUGGAACGACGUGUUUAUUGGCUUAGAGGUGGUUUUGAAGCUUUUAGAUCUUGGGAUCAACCUGGUGAAUUCUUAGUUACAGGUCCUGAUGUUGGAGCUUUUUCGGAUAAUAAUGAUCCAAAUUAUAAUUCUUCUUUAAUGGAUCUUGAAGUUAGAAGAGAUUCUUUAUUUUCUGUUAAUACUGAACGUAAUUCUUUAAGGCGUAAAUUAAGUGAUAGACAACAAGAUUCUCAAAUUGAAGAAAAUAUUCAACCUAUUGAUUUACCUUCUGAUGAUCUUAAAAGAAGACGCCCUUCUAAUGGUUUACAAUAUCUUUUCACUCAAACUAAUGGUGAUAAAAGAUUAUGUGAACCUUUAUAUUUGGGUAAUAACGGAGAUAAUAAUUAUCCUACUAGUACCAAUAAUCAAUUGACCUCGGUUCAAACAAAUCUAGAUAAUGAUAAUUUAGAUUCACCUGAUACUCCUGCACCAGUCACUCAUCCUGAAAUUGCUUUCGUGGUUUCUACAAUUAUUCCAGGAUUCCUUUAUCUUGGUCCUGAAAUUUCAAAACAAGAAGAAGUAGAAGAAAUUGAAUCAAAAGGCAUUAAAAGAAUUUUAAAUAUGGCUUUUGAAUGUAAAGAUACUUUAGGUUUAAAUGAAAAAUUUGAUCAAUACCUUAAAUUAAAUGUUAAAGAUUCUGUUGAGGAAGAUGUAGAGAAUGGAUUAAAAGCGGCUGUUGCAUUUAUUGAACAAGCCGAAAAAGACAGAAUGCCAGUAUACGUUCAUUGUAAGGCUGGAAAAUCGCGUUCCGUGACUGCUGUCUUAGCUUUCCUUAUUGAAUCACGUCGUUGGACUUUAAGUCAUGCUUACGAUUAUGUUAUGAAUCGUAGAAGUGGUAUUUGUCCAAAUAUUGGAUUUGUGGCUGAAUUAAUGAAGGUUGAAGAAGGUGUUCUUGGCAUAAAAAGGAAUAAUUUCGCGAAUUCCGAAUUUGAUAUUCGAGGUCAAGAAAUGAUAAAUAUGGAAGGUGUUGAACCUCUAAACAAAACUUCAUGA
This is a messenger RNA of Scutellospora calospora, 1381 nucleotides long. The record is from the annotation of a GenBank genome assembly. Lineage: Eukaryota; Fungi; Glomeromycota; Glomeromycetes; Diversisporales; Gigasporaceae.